UACAGGCUAUAUUGUAGGCAGUAGUGUCACUAGAGGUAUUAAAUAAGCCUGAAUAAUGAUGUAGUUGCGGAUUCAACUUUGAAUAUGGAGUUUAGAUUGCUUGUUUAAGAAUCCUGUCGGGAAAAGAACGGAAUAUGGACGCGUCAAAGUUGAGCUUCCUCGAGGUCGAAGUCUUGUGGAUUGGAUUCGCUUGGCUUCAGGAAAGAUCCUUGCUAAGAAAAAUAUGUCAGUGAAUCAUGUAGAACUCAUGAGGCAUAAUAAGAGAGAAGAUUGUUGGGUGCACCUUUUUGGACAGGUUUAUGAUAUUACGUCGUAUUUGGAAUUUCAUCCUGGAGGGAUCCCAGAGCUAAUGCGAGCAGCAGGCAAUGACGCUACCGGUCUAUUCAAUCACUACCAUCCAUGGGUCAACUAUGAAAGGAUGUUAAAAUCAUGUCUUGUUGGAAGGUUCACGGGUGACUUGUCAAUCGUCGUCACAGAUGAUAAAAGUGUAACGUUGUCCUGUGAGGAUUGGAACGCAUCUGACUUGGCUCUAGAAAAUAUUAUUGUUGAUCUCUCUCAAAGCAAAAAGCAUUUCCGGAUUGUUGUUCGUCAAAGAGAGCAUUCUGUGACUGAAGUGAAGUGGAUGCUCGUUUACUAUAAAUGCGUCAUAGAAGAAAAGCGUCCGGUAUCUCACAACACUCUGUUGUUCACUCUUCGGCUUCCAGAGGGAUUGUUUUUCCCUGUAGCACCAGGCAGACACGUUUCUGUAAAGAUCCAUAAAGGAGGUGAUUUCCAUCAAUUUUCUAUUUUUACGAUUCCUAGGAAGUCGAUGUGUUUCGUAUUACCAUAUAUUAUUUGUUUAGGAUCGACAUUGUAUCGAUUUUACACACCUGUCAACUCAGUGUCACUCUCAGCAGAAUCAGAAGAAGAAGGAAAUGGCUGGUGUAGUGGCUCUGCCACGAUCUCCCUUAUGAUAAAGAUUUAUAAUGAUGGUAUAUGCACACCUUGUUUAGGAAAUCUAGGCGUUGGUGUUAUGUUUUUAGGAGAUUCAAUUGAAAUCAGCGAACCUAUAGGGAAGACUGAUUUAUCUAGAUGGAUUAGUCCUGAAUGCGACCUGGUUCUGCUGGCAGCUGGUACUGGAAUAACACCAAUGGUCAACGUACUCAUUUCUAGGUUACGGAAAAUGAAGAUGAACCCUUCACCUUCGUGUAGCACUCGUUUGCUGUUGUUUAAUAAAACUGAACAAGACAUAGUUAGUGAUGAUUGGCUACCUAUAAAGUGGGAUGACAAUACAGUUAAGGUUGAACACAUCCUCACUUCUCCAUCCGAAGGAUGGAAUGGUCGCAGAGGACGUAUUGAUGCUGAUAUGAUUCCACCGGCACACACUUCUUUGCGAGUAUUAGUGUGUGGUCCUGAUGGAUUUAAUCAGAAUGCUGCAAAGUGA
Messenger RNA from Angiostrongylus costaricensis, 1423 nucleotides. The record is from the annotation of a GenBank genome assembly. NCBI's taxonomy places the organism in Eukaryota, Metazoa, Nematoda, Chromadorea, Rhabditida, Metastrongylidae.